Schizophyllum commune H4-8 is the source of this 1981-nucleotide messenger RNA. Its product is annotated as PLC-like phosphodiesterase. Bases 470 to 1534 code for a protein of 354 amino acids. The record is from RefSeq and is a predicted model, not a curated record. The transcript has 10 exons. Gene Ontology annotation, biological process: lipid metabolic process. Gene Ontology annotation, molecular function: phosphoric diester hydrolase activity. NCBI's taxonomy places the organism in Eukaryota, Fungi, Basidiomycota, Agaricomycetes, Agaricales, Schizophyllaceae.
GUCACGAGUACGACUGGGGACGCGGGGAGGACUGACAUGGGGAAAGCCAAGCGCGGCAGGAUGGCUUCCGUUACCCGUGGCUUGCCGAACUUCCCAUGAGUAUAUUCGGCUCACAAAGGGCUGUUUUUGGGCCACCUGAAUACUGUGGUCGAAGGCAGAGUGCGAGAAAUCCCGGCUGAGCGCGCCACUCCAGCCCUGGUGCGCAGCGAGCCGACUCAGCCGAGGGUCAGCGGAGACAAUGGAGAAACCUAUUUGAGGGUGUUCCGCGUGCGCUUGGACCGACGCGACGGAGGCAUCGUCGGCCCCGGGGCUGCGGCCGGAGGAGAGCGCCGAGGGCGACUGUGCAUCGCGUCUUGGUUCAGCAUCGCCUCGGCCUCCCUUCUUGUCUGUCCCCACCAUCAUCUCUAGUCUCCCGCUCCUUCAAUACAAGUCUCUGUUAAUCGUCGUGCUAUCGUCUGCCUUCGUCGCCAUGUUCUCCUCCCUCUCUGCUGCGCAGGUCGCACUCUCCCUCGUGUCUGCGUCUGGUAUUGCCCUCGGUGCCUCUGCACCGCUUAGGCGAGCUUCGACUUGCAAUGGCUUCUCAGAGUUAUGCGACAAGAGCUUUGGCAAUGUCUCCUUCGUAGGCGCCCAUGAUUCCUACGCAGUGGGCACGGACAACCUCGCCGUGAACCAGGAUUAUGAUGUCACCCAACAAUUGAAGGAUGGGAUUCGCAUGCUCCAGCUACAGGUUCACAACCAGGAUAACACCUUGCAGCUCUGCCACUCUUCUUGCUCCCUGUUCAAUGGUGGCACUCUCGAGGAUUACCUAAAGAAAGUCAAGUCAUGGAUGGACGACAACACCAACGAUGUCCUCUCCAUCUUGAUCGUCAACAUCGACAAUGUGGCACCUACGGAGUAUGCGACGGUCUUUGAGUCGGCUGGCUUGGACCAGGUGUCGUACUCACCGUCGAGCUCGACGCUGCCCGCGUCGGGUUGGCCGACUUUGGGGGAGAUGAUUGAUGAUGGCAAGCGCUUGGUCACUUUCCUCGACAACCAGGCCGAUACCUCUUCUGUGUCCUACCUUGUCGAUGAAUUCACCAACAUUUGGGAGACUGCAUACGACGUGACAGAUACCACCUUUGACUGUGAAGUCAACCGCACGAAGGGCGACACGUCCACGCAGAUGUACUUGAUCAACCAUUUCUUGGACAAAGUUCUGCUGGGCAACCCGGUUCCUGACAAGGACAACGCGGACACGACGAACGCUGCUUCUGGCACGGGUUCUCUCGGUACGCAGGUUGAGACGUGCACUAGCCAGUACGGCCGUGCGCCGAACUUCAUGCUCGUCGAUUUCUACGAGUAUGGCGGCGGCUCCGUCUUCCAGGUCGCGGCUGACCUCAACGGCGUCACCUACGACAACUCGAGUGUCGCGCAGCCGAAGGACUCCUCUUCGUCCUCGUCAGACUCCGACUCCGCCGUGUCCCUCCUGCAGAUGAAGGGCGCGUCGUGGCUUGCCCUCGGCGGCGUUCUGGCCGGCGCGUUCAUGCUUGUAUAAAAGCAGCGGACAUCAGUGCGAUAUUAUACGCGCAUUGUGCGGUAUAUUACUCUCACGGACCCAGUAGUACACACAUCACCACAAACGGACUACAGUAAUCACACACCCUAUUAUUCGUAUGGGAAUGGACACCAGUCAUCACAGUCGCAUUGUACAUGGUAGGACGAAUAGCAGGGAAGGUUCGUCGUGCGUCCGGUCAGGCUUUGCGCUGCAGCCGCCACUUGUAUAUGCGGGGCUUGUAGGCCUUGGGCUCGGUGGAUGCCUUCGCCUUGAGCGGGCGGCCGCCGCGGGCGUCCAGGGCAUCCUCAUCGUCACUGUCUUCGUCGUCGCUGGCCUCGACGCGCUCGGCCCCGCGCAGCUUUGUCCGCCCGCCCUUGCCCAUGAGCAGUCGCUGCAUCUCGAACUCGCGCUGUGCGUAGCGGAGCUGGCGAUCGCGGACGAGGCGGG